CUUGAAAGAAGAAGAUGAUAUACGAUGGCUCAUUGCCAUACAAAUCACCUAAUUCUAUCCGAAAGGCUCCACCAAGAAUUCUCCAGGAACUUCAUCAAUAUUAGAAUUGGAUCAUCUCUAAAUGGGAUCAACAAUGUGGAAAUACCAUCUAGCCCCUACUAUACUGUCACUGCCAAAGCCUUUAUUGGGUCUUCAAGAAAAUCUGUGAAAUCUUGGAGCUCCGCUAACCCUCAAUCAUCAUCACAAAGUCCACAACUACACUUAUCUUUAGCUGGGGGAGAAGAAGAAGUGAAAUUGGAGCAUGGGCAUCAGCUGAAGGACAAUAAUGGAAUUUCAAGGCAAGAAAGCUCUGGUUUUCUGGUCAGGGAUCAUGAGUAUGGAUGGGAAGUGAGGAAGAUGGUCCAGAGUGAGGAUGAGAUUAGGGAAGUAGCUGAAGUUCAAGCUGAUGCAUUUUAUGAACCAGCCUUCUUCUUCAAUGCCCUCUUCUUUCAUUUUUUCAAGGCCGAAGUGCUUUCUGGGCUUCUUUACAGAUUGAAGAACUCUCCACCUCAAAGGUAUGCAUGUUUGGUGGCCCAACGUUGGAAGGAUAUGGGAGAGAUUAAAGCAGUGGUUGGGGUGGUCGAUGUAACUGUGUUUAGAGACCAUAAUGUUCUUCGACAUCUUGAAGGAGCACAUGAUUAUCUAUACAUUUCUGGGAUUGCUGUCUUACGCAAAUUCAGGAGGCAAAAAGUGGCAACGGCAUUGUUAAAAGCAUGUGAGAUGAUAGCCAAUCAGUGGGGCUUUGAGUAUCUUGUAUUGAUGGCUUAUGAAGAAGAUUUGGGAGCUCAAACACUAUACACUAAUGUUGGCUACAAAGUUGUGUCAAAAGAUCCUCCAUGGUUGACCUCUUGGAUUGGCCGAAGAAGACGGGUUCUUAUGGUCAAAAGGUCCAAUAAAGUGAACUCACUCUAAUAUAGUGUUAUACUAGUGUAAAGCUCGAGGCAAUGCCCUUAUAACGCGUCAAUUUGAUAUGGAUUAAAAUGAAAAAUACUAAUAGAUAUUGUGAAUUAUUUAUAGGAUCCAAAAUUGAAUAUAAUGCAUUUUUACUAUGAUUUCACUUCUAGCAUCAUAUAAUAAACAAGUUGCUAGUGUUGUGUUGGAUAAUGCUCUGAAAAAUGCUAUGUAUACUUCUCCUAAAAUUCAAAAGGAGAUCUUACACAUUCUUGCUAAUAAAGUG
Cuscuta epithymum is the source of this 1216-nucleotide messenger RNA. The record is from the annotation of a GenBank genome assembly. Lineage: Eukaryota; Viridiplantae; Streptophyta; Magnoliopsida; Solanales; Convolvulaceae.